Molecule: messenger RNA, 1521 nt
Organism: Peromyscus leucopus (white-footed mouse)
Lineage: Eukaryota; Metazoa; Chordata; Mammalia; Rodentia; Cricetidae
Product: zinc finger protein 431-like
Exons: 5
Coding region: 1-1521 (506 amino acids)
Biological process (GO): regulation of immune system process; regulation of cytokine production; negative regulation of transcription by RNA polymerase II
Source: RefSeq, a predicted model, not a curated record
AUGGCAGAGCUGGAAAACCCUGAUAUGAAUGCAGUGACCUAUGAUGAUGUGCAUGUUGGCUUUACUUGUGAAGAGUGGUCUUUGCUGGAUCCUUCCCAGAAGAAUCUCUACAAAGAUGUAAUGCUGGAGACGUACUGGAACCUCAAUAUUAUAGGAUACAGUUGGGAAUACCAUGAUAUUGAAGAACAUUGUGAAAGUUCUAGAAGACAUGAAAGGCAUGAAAGAAGCCAAACUGUAGAGCAACCUUCUGUAUAUAUUCAAUGUGGUCAAGACUUUGCAUACAAUUGUCAACUUCAAAGGCAUAAAAGAUCACAUACUGGAGAGAAACCCUAUGAAUGUAAUCCAUAUGGUAAAGCCUAUGUUCAUCACAGUAAUCUUCAAAUUCAUAAAAGAACACAUAUUGGAGAGAAAUCCUAUGAAUGUAAUCAAUGUGGCAAAGCCUUUACUUAUCACAAUCAUCUUCAAGUACAUAAAAGAACACAUACUGGAGAGAAACCCUAUGAAUGUAAUCAAUGUGGUAAAGCCUUUGCAAGUUAUAGUGAUCUUGAAAUGCACAAAAGAACACAUACUGGAGAGAAACCCUAUGCGUGCAUUCUGUGUGGUAAAGCUUUUGCACAUCGCAGUCAUCUUCAAAGCCGCGAACGAACACAUACUGGAGAGAAAUCCUAUGAAUGUCAUGAAUGUGGUAAAACCUUUGUUUACCACAAUGCUCUUCAGUUACAUAAAAGAAGGCAUACUGGAAAGAAACCCUAUGAAUGUAAUGAAUGUGGUAAAAUCUUUGUUUACCACAGUGCUCUUCAGUUACAUAAAAGAAAGCACACUGGAGAGAAACCCUAUGAAUGUAAUCAGUGUGGUAAAGCAUUUCCUUAUCUCAAUAGUCUUCAAGUACAUGAAAGAAUACAUACUGGAGAGAAACCCUAUGAAUGUAAUCAAUGUGGUAAAGCCUUUGCAUGUCAAAGUAGUCUUCAAAGGCAUAAAAGAACACAUACUGGGGAGAAACCCUAUGAAUGUAAUCAGUGUGGUAAAGCCUUUACUCAUCACAAUGCUCUUCAAGUGCAUAAAAGAAUACAUACUGGAGAGAAACCUUAUGAAUGUAAUCAAUGUGGUAAAGCCUUUGCAUGUCAAACUGGUCUUCAAAGGCAUAAAAGAACACAUACUGGAGAGAAACCCUAUGAAUGUAAUCAGUGUGGUAAAGCCUUUACACAACACAGUAAUCUUCAAAGGCAUGAAAGAACACAUACUGGAGAGAAAUUCUAUGAUUGUAAUCAAUGUGGUAAAGCCUUUCCUAAACACAGUAAUCUUCUAGUAUAUAAAAGGCCACAUACUGGAGAGAAACUGUAUGAAUGUAAUGAAUGUAGUAAAGCCUUUGCUGAUCACAGUUAUCUUAAAGUACAUAAAAGAACACAUACUGGAGAGAAUCCCUAUGAAUAUAAUGAAUGUGGUAAAGCCUUUGCUGAUCAUAGUUAUCAUAAAGUACAUAAAAGAACACAUGCUAGAGAGAAUCCCUAUAAAUGUAAUUAA